AUGCCUACAGCUACGCUUGCACCCCAAUGUGCCCUCAAAGGAUGGCAUUCAGGAGAGAGAGCCAUCCAAGAAAUCAUACAUCUCCCUGAGCGGGUAUCGAUCAAGGCGAUUGUUAACAGAUUACCGGAGCAACAUCGAAUUUUCCACACCAGCCGCCUCCAUUUUUUGCCCACCACUACGCUCGAUGAUCAGGGAAGACCAUGGGCAUCGAUGUUAUGUUCGAAAGAUGGAGAGCCUGCAUACAUCUCGAGCCCUUGUGACACAUCACUCAUCAUCAAUGCCCGCGUCUGGGAUGGUGAUCCAGCCAUUGAUAACCUGCACCGUUUCAAGGAACGAAGCAGUAAAACAAAUGUACUGGUGUCUGCUUUGGGCAUAGAAGUGUCAACUCGGAGAAGGAACAAGUUUGCAGGAAGUGUUUCAGAUGUUUCCUUUGAUGGCGCAGAUAUGUGCCUUCAGCUGACUGUCAACCAAGCCCUUGGCUUAUGUCCCAAAUAUAUCAAUGUCCGCACAAUUACGCCAUAUCCUGAUGCUUCUCCUCAGCUGGUGUACCAGCAACUUUCAAUGAAUGAUUAUGAUCGCCUGCCCGACGAAGUUAUUGAAUUUAUACACUCUGCAGAUACGGCUUAUUUAGGCACGUCUUACGUUGCUCCUCCUGAGGAUGAGCGAAUGUAUCCGUCGCAUGUCAGCACUAACCAUCGCGGAGGUCGUCCUGGAUUCGUUCGUGUCCGCCCCAGCGAUGGUAGAACAAUAGUGCUUCCUAAUUAUGCCGGAAACCGCAUGAUGAACUCUUUAGGAAACAUAUACGUGACUCCGCUGGCAGGUCUCGUUUUCCCCUCAUUUUCCAGUGGAGCCAUUUUAUACGUGACGGGCACUGCUCGCACGCUUUUUGGUCAGGAUGCGCAACGACUUAUGCCAGCUGCCAACGUUAUUACCACAAUUCGUGUCACGGGCUUUGCCUAUGUAGAGAAUGCUCUACCGAUGCGUGAAGCUGUGGAACCAACGCGCAGUCCAUACAGUCCACCUGUUCGGUAUCUGGCAGAAGAGAAGCCUCCAGCCGCCUCAUAUGAAGAUGUCAUACUUUCCCUUCUUCGUGUAAACAUUCACAAUGACACGCUGGCAACCUUCACAUUCAAUACAUCCAGGCCCAUUGAAGUCAAACCUAGUCAGAAUGCGGUAUUGGAGUUGUCCGAGCUCCUUAGAGUUCGAUCACACGAGUUUCUGGAAUGGGAAGAGGGACCAAGUACCGAAAAUGAUGACUGUGUACGAACUUGGACCGUCUCCACCAAUCCCACACCGAUAUCACCGUGCACAAUGUCGCUCACAAUCAGAACAAUUAGCGGUGGUCUGAUUACGCCGAUACUUUACAAAAUUGUUGAUGACCACGCAGCCAAAGGUGCUCGUGGCGUCGACAUUGACGUGACACCACUUAAUAUCACCGCACGCCUCCGAGGUAUUGGUGGUGACCUGCCGGUUCCUGAACCAAUAGCUGCAUGUGAUGGUGGCCGGCGACUACUCUGGAUCGCAGGUGGCAUCGGGUUGACCCCAUUUCUUAGUCUGGCAAGAUACGUUGCGGGCCUGGUCAAGCAAACUUUCGGUGUAUGGGAUAUCGUUUUGGUUCUGUCAACUAGGGAACCGGACGUGAUGUUGGGUUUGAUAUCAGAUUCUCUUGAAGAGUUAGGGAGUACUGAUGAACUGCCAACCCCACUUGAUCUUUCGUUCGUCAUUCAUAUGUUUGCUCCCGGAUCGUUGGAGAAGCCUUCUACGCUUCCUCCUUUCGUCUCGCUGAUUACACACAAGGGUCGCCUUGAUGACAAGGGGGAACUAUUCAGCAGGUUAGAUGCAAAGCACAGGGAGCCGCACAUUUGUGGUCCCUUGCCAUUUGUGACCAGUGCGAUGAAAACGAUUUACUUACUAAACGUGCCCAAUUGUCUGUUAAUUUUUUUCCGUGGAGUUAGAAUAUCGAUUGUAUUCUCGGUAGGCGACAAGUUACAGGAAACACUUCCAUCAUAUGAUUGUUACGGCACCUUGGCAGUCCGUAAGUCGCUACUUCCAUAA
Serpula lacrymans var. lacrymans S7.9 is the source of this 2055-nucleotide messenger RNA. RefSeq lists its product as uncharacterized. The record is from RefSeq and is a predicted model, not a curated record. Gene Ontology annotation, molecular function: oxidoreductase activity. The coding region runs from base 1 to 2055 and encodes 684 amino acids. Lineage: Eukaryota; Fungi; Basidiomycota; Agaricomycetes; Boletales; Serpulaceae. The transcript is spliced from 4 exons.